Messenger RNA from Cydia pomonella (codling moth), 2529 nucleotides. RefSeq names its product adenosine 5'-monophosphoramidase HINT2-like. The transcript is spliced from 3 exons. Gene Ontology annotation, molecular function: hydrolase activity. Gene Ontology annotation, cellular component: cytoplasm. Bases 113 to 484 code for a protein of 123 amino acids. The record is from RefSeq and is a predicted model, not a curated record. Lineage: Eukaryota; Metazoa; Arthropoda; Insecta; Lepidoptera; Tortricidae.
AUUCACGAUAACUUGUCAAAUACAAACAUAAGUAAGUAAUCUAUUUUAAAUUGUACCUUUAUAGUCUAAAUAAGUAUCUAGUGCUCAGAUAAAGUAUAUUAAGCUUUAAAUAAUGGCUACAAAAGAAUACGCAACUAAUUUAAACAGAAACUGUUUUGGUCUUAAGCCCGAAGACUAUAUUUACGAGGACGAUUUGUGUUACGUGUUCGAUGAAUUAUACAAUCCGCAAGCCCCAGUCCACUACGUGGUGGCGCCAAAAAAGCGUAUUCCGAGACUAUGCAGCGCUACAGAUGAAGACGAGAAAAUUCUUGGCCAUCUCCUCAUCGUCGCCAAAGAUACUGCAAUAUUCCGGGGCCUCCACAAGACCGGUUACCACGUGGUGGUAGACGAGGACCAUAGAGCGGGGACGCUGCGGGCGCUCCAUGUGUUCGGGCGCGCGCUGCAGCACAUGAUAUGGCCGACUGGACCCGGAGCCAGGCUUUGAUGAGGUUUUGAAAGAGGUCACUAUUUCAUUGCAUUAUUUUGGUAGAUUCGGAGCGAGAUUUGUACGAGUUAAGAGUUUGGAAACUACUGUUCUACUCCUCCUCCCCCCCCCCAAAAAAAAACAAAAUUUCUUAAAAUUUAAGAAAAUUUGUUUUUUCAUUACACUGUCCUUCUACAAUUGGUUAGUGUGAAAAAUGGUACUCAUAAAUCUAUGCUUAAUUUAGAAAGCUGGGAUGGGAUCUUACAAAGAUAAUAUUUUCUUCAUAGGUAAAUACAAGGUGGAACAAAAAUAUUGUGGAGCCAUUUAACCAUUUGAACGCAUCAGCGAAAACGUCACUAUAUAUGCCAAGUAAGGUUACGGGCGAAAGCGAGCUAAUGUAUUUCAAAGUGUGAAGGUUACGUUGUCCACGGCGCUGUGGGUACGACUAUAAAUCUGUAUCUUUAGGUAUUUAAAUAGAGGUAAACAAACAAUUUGUACAUUUUCGGGCAGUCAUAACAUUUAUUGGUAACCAACUAAAUACAAGACCGCCUGGAUCUGUCACUGGACGAUUUUAACCUACAUUAUUUGAUCAUGUAAUAUUUUGUAAUGUUUUCAUCUACCCUCGACUGGCUUAAGGAACCAUUUGAGGGUAGAUUUUGAUUACUUUUAUUUAAAUACCUAAAGAUACAGAGUAUAGUUACGACGCCUUUAUGUGUUCUUGGCGUUCAAAAGGUUAAGUGCAUAUUGUUCUACUUUUUUCUAAUCAGAAAAUGAUACCGAAUAUCUUAAACGGAUCCCCACUAUUUUUGUUACACCCUGUAUAGUCAGUAAAAUAGAGUGUAAAUAAAAUAUAUCAGAAUUAUAACAAACUGAAUUAUAUUAAAUUACAAUCACAUAACAUGAGCUACUUACAGCGUACACUGACGAAUUUAAACCGUCGUGAAACAAUCUAACACUUAAGCUUAAGUAUUGGUUUGGACUCAACUAUCUCCUUGGAGUCCUCUGCUUUAUGAGUCAACUCAAUUUGUCAGACUCUAGUCAUUAAGUCGAAACUUGAGUCCUUAUCAAGACCUAAAUCUUUUGUAAAGACUUGAGCCCUUUGAAGAGAACUCUCAAAUUACGUACAAAAGUUUUCUAAAAGACAUUGUCUCCACAUUAAAUUCAUUGGUUAUGUUAUGCACAAAUCAUUAAAAAAUUACAAUUUUCCUUUGUAGAUAAAACCUGUACAAGACGAAGCCUAUUCGAAAACUCGAGUCGAGUCGUUUUAAGUUGCAUUUAAAAAGCUCAAUAAAGGACUCGACUCGAGAGUUCGAGACUGAAGUUUUUAAAUCGCAGCGUCGUUUAAAUCGUGGAGUUCUUCAAAUUUCGAUUUCAAAGACUCCAGUUCUUACCAAGUCUAGUUUAACUCACGUAUUUUAGUCACUCGCGCGACAUGUUCCGAAAAGCCAAGGUCACUAGAGCCUUCUUCAAGCUCUAACAGUGCGAGUUAGCGUUCACGAUGGCCGCGAGUACGUGAGUUAAACCGUAUAAUUAGCUUACACUAGGGAAUAUGCAGAUCACAGUUUUACACAUGUUAAAUAAUAGCUCGACUGAAAAACUGCCCCUCGUAUAUGUAUAGAAGCAAUGUUAUUAUAAACUGAAAUAGAUGUCAUAGACUAUAGAAAAAGUGACCAAAUUCUCCGGCGGCCGAGGCUGGAAUCAAACCGGCAUCUUCGGCUUACGUGGCUAACACCCUGACCACUAGGCCACCCGCCACCCGGUUACCAAGUGUUUAAAUUUGUUAUAUACACUGUGGGCCCAUAUAACCCGACAGAUUUUAAAGGUGUAUUCUUGACCGCAUUUAGAGACUAAAAUGUCAUACAAAGUUUUCUGAAAUUGGUCUUGUUUUAGAGAUAAUGACAAUUCUUGUGAAAAUGUGUUUCUGUAAUAACUCAGUGAAAACCGCCUUCUUGACUGCGACGCUGGCACUAUGUGACUUAUUGGUUUAGACAUAACUAUACUGACAGACAUUAAAGUUCUAAAAGAAACUCGCAAAAUUUAUCUGUAAAUAAAAAAACUACUUAUUC